AUGGCUCGACAGGCGUGGGGCCAUGAUGAUAUCAGGUCUCGUCCCGUAAUGAUGGGUGCUGGCGACUGGGAUACGCUUCAAUGUGGGACGAAGACAAGCGUUGAGCCACCUACUCCUUCUCCUCUGCUGUCUCCACGGGUGAUCCUUCCGAGCGCUGACGUAGCUCUGCAGUCCACGGCAUUAGGCGCGCCGGUGCCACAGCAUGUGGCCUCUCAGUCUCUCAGGAGCUCUGCUUUCUGUUCUUUUUCUUUUUUGGACCCUUCUGUCUGCACUGCCAUCUACACGCCUCUGCGGUCCAGCGCGGCGGACGCGGGAAGUGAGUACUAUCCUCGAGACCGAUGGCUCGCUUUUCUCAAUGACUAUGGCUGGUUAGGAGCGAAAAUUCAGUCAGACGCUAGGGCGUUUGCCUCUCUCUACACUCCGACCUUCCGCCCCUCUUCACCUUAUGUGCCUGCGGAAGCAACAUUGGGGGUUUGGUGGCUGAUGGACCUCGUGUUUUCCUGGUUAUUGUCCUUGAUGGGUCAUGGCAUCCGCGUUGUUCUCUGCUGUGGGAGAAGAAAGCAUUCGUGUUCGAGAGGAGCUGCGGGACGGGGUGUCCUCGCAGUGGUCGCGGCUCCAGAAGUGACAUGUCGAGGAGGGGGAGGCUGGUUCACUGUUGAUGGAGCGUGCAGCGAUCUGUCCCGCUCAAUCGAUGCUGGUGGUGACGUCUUGCUGGUUUCCCUGUCGAAUCGACAGCAGCCGUUUGCAUCCAAGCUGAACCGCACGAGCUUGGCUGGAGAAGGCAUUGACGAAAGUCCCUCAGCUUAUAUGCGUGAAUCGAUGGUGCUCCUUGGGCAUACGGAGGCGGCAUUACUUCAACGCAAUUGCAGCCAAGUGCCAUCACAUGAGGCAUUCGUGGGUGAUUUUGCGUCAAGGUCUGGCAGCGAAAUCCAAGAACUUUCUACCAGCAAUUCGAGUCGUGGUGAAGUGGCUGCUCCCAAUACCAUAGUGGACACCAAUCGGGUGUUUAGCGGGUCACGGCAGGUCACUGCUGCAGCGGGUUUCGAUUUCGGUGCUCAUGGUUCAUUCAUAUUUUUAGGAUACAGUGACGGCCAGCUGGAGAGUAUAUCGAGCUAUCAGCCAGAAGGUGACUUUUGUCCCCUCAGUGGGUCAGUAUCUUCUUCGCUCGGCUCAAGCGGUCUGGUGGACAACGGUGCAGGCAGCUGGAGACUUCGCUGGGUCGACCACCUUGACUGUUGUGUCAGAUGCUUGCGGGUCUCUCCUUCUGGUGCGAAGGUUUGUGCUCUCACUGAAACCAGCGUAUUUGUGUUCGAUACCCUCGCUUCCUCUACUUCUCCAAUGUCUGCUACCAGUAAAGUGCCCCGGCUUUUGGUUGUCGGCGGAGAGGCGUUGCUUGGUCAUGUACCUGUAGCUUUUUGCUGGACAGGAGAGUUUCAGCUUAUGGUGUUGAACAGUGGAGGACGGCUAAGUGUACUACAACGUGAUCCGCGCAAAAGCGUUGCAUCAUGGUACUCCGUCGGCCGCGCGCGUCUGGACGCCUCCACACGCGAACAGCUGAGGCUGGAGAUGCGGAAGGAAAGCAGCAGGUUGAUGGACGGCAAGAAGCCUCCCAAGAGUAGUACGCACUUUGUGCGAGCGUCGGUACCCGUAGCUACGCUGGAUUUCCAUCCUGCCCGCGAGGUAGUGUACGUUUCGGUCAGAGGGAGCCCGCGACCGCUCGUGUUCGACUGGAACGUGCCUUCUCAGUUAUUUCGCUUUUCCGGGAGGGACAUGACUGAGUGUCUCCUCAGGUUGACAGGAGAGCAGAUUCUGAUUGAAACGCCUUUAACCGAGAUGUGUCUUCCUUACAGAGGCCCGCUUCAAAUGGUGCAGGGGCCCUCCCACCUGGUUGAUGAGCGAAUGACAGAGGAGCGGAGGAGAGGGGGAGAAACGAGAGGAAAUGGAAGAAACUCAGAUGGAUGUGGGAACUCAUCGUCUUCAGCGACAAAGGAAGAUGGUUCAGCAAGCGUGUGUCGCCCCAAACUGCGGAGCGUUUUGACGGUUGCACUAGGCAGAGACGACGCGCACCGUCGGGCUUACGUGGCUGCCAUUCAUGACGGUUGCGAUGCAGUCGUUGUGUACGACGCCAGUCCUCGGAUCCACACACAGCAGCCUUGUGAUGUUAGACAGCAGCACUCACCUCUGUUAUACUGGCUGUCUCCGCCGUUCCCGGGGUGUUUCCCUUCCGCCAUCGCUUUUGGUUCGGUACCGCCGUCACGCCAAAAAGGCUACGCAUGUGGCGCGCCAACUGUCCUUGCGGUGCAGUGGUCCAAAGUAUGCUCUUCAGCAUCGCACUGUCAUUCCACAAUGCCCGUCGUUACCUGCCUACAUGACAUGCCGCAAGGUAACCCUUCACUUCGGCAUAAGAGAACGUUGGCAACGGCUGUUGCGCGACGAGGACGCGGGGGUCUGCUGAACUCGGUGUCAUCCUGUCCUGUUACUCCAUUGCCUCAAGUGACUGGUUUUGAAGAUGAAACACUCAAGUCGUGGCAGGAGGCUUCGACGCUCGGCGCGCCGGUGUGUGGUUAUGCGGAAACGCGGAUGAGAGCACAUUCUCCUCACCGAAAGCCUCGAACCGAAUCGUAUUCGGGCGCUGGCGUGUUACCACCUACAUCGUUCGUGAGUGGACGGCCUGACGACAUGCUAUUCAGGAAUGAUGAUCUAGGGCGAACCAGGAAUAUUGGUGGAGCAGGGAAUCCCGUUCUUGGUGCCGAAAGACAAGGACUUCAGUACGAAGACAGCUCGUACAUGCUGGAGUCCCAACGGCCUCGUCAGCUGGACACGUCGCUCCGACUGUCAGCACUGUAUGGUUGCGGGGGUUCACACGACAAGAUUCAUCGGUGGAACGAGAUAAAGGGGCUGCCAGAUCUCGCAGAGAGGGGAGAGAGUGGAUCCGGCCAAAGCGAAAGCGACUGGCUAGCCCGGUGGCAGCAGCAGCAACAACAGUUUGCUCGCAGUUGGCAGCUGGCUCCGCCAGCGACUCACGACUCCGAGAUCCCGCCCGCAACAAGUUCAUCCUUUUCUCGGUGGGCUUUCUCGCAUAAGGUCCCGGCACUACGUGCCUCGCCCUACGGUGCACACGUGCCCUACAAUCGACUUUCUCCUGUCCCCCCAUCAGGAUUGAACCUGCCGUUCGCCGUGGGACAAGGACAGCAGCCGUAUUGGGGAGAUGCAAGAGGCGCCGCACUGCAAAGCUCUGUGGCAGUCGAUGAUAUAUGUAAAAACGGUCAGUGGGGAGGCACAGGGAAGCAUUCGAGAGCUUACAGCGAGCGACCAGCUUCCGGCUCGGGGCAAGUGCCAAGCACAGCAUGCCCCAGUGAGUGGUCCCGGGAAGCUGGAGGUGUGCCGACGCAAAUGGUUUUGCCAAGCGGGGCUCGGUUUGCAUCAUCUGUGCUGGGCCAGUCGUCGGCCGCAGACCCGUUGCAAUCAGCAAGCAGGAUAGCGUCUCCGGUGCCCCAAAAUCCGGGCUUCUGGGCUUCUGGGAUACCGCAAGAGAUGACUCUGACGUCUCCGCAGCUUGCCUCAUCUGCGGUGCCUUCGUCCGUUGGCAGAGAAUACGGUGACUACGCGGCCUCGUUCGGAUGCACCUGGCGAAGACAGGCAGCUGCACGAGCGGGUCUCGAAUCGAGUGCCUACAGCCGAUGGUGA
Molecule: messenger RNA, 3687 nt
Organism: Besnoitia besnoiti
Lineage: Eukaryota; Apicomplexa; Conoidasida; Eucoccidiorida; Sarcocystidae
Exons: 1
Coding region: 1-3687 (1228 amino acids)
Source: RefSeq, a predicted model, not a curated record